AUGUUAGUUGUUGCAGCAGACUUGUGUUGUUGGCUGCAGGCUGCGUUGUUGCAGCAGGCGUGUUGUCGCCAGGCAGGCGUGUUGUCGGCGAGAAACGGUGUUGUUGGGCAAGUCAGUCGUGUUUUACUGCAUACGGUGUGCAGCAGACCGUGUGUGUUGCGACGUGUUGUUUGCAGCAAAGCGGUUGUUAACAGCAGACGUAGUUGUCGCAGCACACUGUUGUUGCAGCCGGUGUUGUUGCAGCAGACGUGUUGUAUGCAGACGUGUUGUUGCAGCAUUGGCGUUUGUUGCUGGCAGACUGUUGGUUUGCAGCAGGCUUUUGUCGCAGCAGGCGUGUUGUUGCAGGGGCGAGGCGUGUUGUCGCAGCAGACGUGUUUGUUUAGAGGACGUGUUGGUUACAGACGUGUGUGCGUAGACGUUGUGUUGUUGCAGCAGCGUGUGUUGCAAGCAACGUCGUUUUCGGCAGCAGGCGGGUUGUUGUCAGCAGCGGGUUGUGUGCAGGAAGGCGUGUUGUCGCUGCAGGACGGUGUUACAGACUGUUGUUGCAGACGUGUUGUUGCAGCAGGCGUGUUGUUGCAAGCAGAUGUGUGUUUGCAGCAGAACGUGUUGCUGCAUGCAGCGUUAUGUUGCCUGCAGGCGCGUUGUUGGCAGCAGCUGCAGUUGUUGCAGCAGGCAGCGUGUUGUCGCAGCAGACGUGUUAUGUUACAGACGUGUUGUUACAUCGUGUUGUUGCAGACGUGUUGUUGCAGCAGCGUGGGUGUUGCAGCAGAUGUGUGUGGCAGCAGACGUGUGUGUUGCGAGCGACGUUUUUUGCAGCAGGACGUGUUAUUGCAGAGGCUGUUUGCAGCAAACUUGCUGAUGCAGCAGACGUGCUGUUGCAGCAGGCUGUUGCUGGCAGUCGUGUGGUUGCACGCCAGACGGUGUUGUCGCGCAGAUGUGUUAGUUGCAGACGUUUGUCCGCAGCAGACUGUUGUGUGCUGA
Knipowitschia caucasica is the source of this 981-nucleotide messenger RNA. Lineage: Eukaryota; Metazoa; Chordata; Actinopteri; Gobiiformes; Gobiidae. The record is from the annotation of a GenBank genome assembly.